This is a messenger RNA of Xyrichtys novacula (pearly razorfish), 640 nucleotides long. The record is from the annotation of a GenBank genome assembly. Lineage: Eukaryota; Metazoa; Chordata; Actinopteri; Labriformes; Labridae.
AUGCAGGAAGAGGAGGAGGAGGAGGAGGAGGACGAGCAGGGAGAGGAGAGAAAGACGUCAGCUUGCAAUCUGCUCCCUCAGCACUGCUCCUCAGAUGUGGUCUGGCACCUAGUUCACAAAGUCAACCAGAUCCACACAUUGCCUUCAUAUAUCUUUGGAAAAGGGGGUGAGUGAUGGUAGAGGGGUGUGAUGGGGGGGAGAAAGUGAGGAGGAGGGAGUCGAAGAGGAGUGGGAAAAGCGAGUCUUUUGUGUUUACUCACACCGAGUCACUGCCAGAAACUUUAGACCACAUAAGCGCCUCACUUUUGUCAUCUCUGCUGACCCGGUCCCAUGUGAAAGAUUGAUGAGGGAGAUGAUGAACUAAAAUAAACCAAUCUCACAGUCACUCACACAGACAGGCAGCCAAGAGAGGCAGAGGAGCAGACAGACAGGCAGGGAGGGAGGCAGGCAGAAAGGCCCUCUUCAGAGAGCUAAACCAGAUCCAGAGGCUCCUCAGGCCAAGUCUUUUCAGAAAGAAGAAGAAGAGGAGGUCUGCUCCGGUCAGAAGCUGCCUGCUGCCCUCUUUUGUCAACAUGAUGACUGCACUGAACCGAGUUAUCACAGUCCCGUCAUCACAAACAGAGUGAAAGUGACCAAAUAA